This is a messenger RNA of Colletotrichum karsti, 828 nucleotides long. RefSeq lists its product as uncharacterized. The transcript has a single exon. The record is from RefSeq and is a predicted model, not a curated record. Lineage: Eukaryota; Fungi; Ascomycota; Sordariomycetes; Glomerellales; Glomerellaceae. The coding region runs from base 1 to 828 and encodes 275 amino acids.
AUGCCCGGUCUUGAGGAUAUCACCUAUUCCCGCGAGGAAACCACCGCCGCCAUCAGUGGCUACUACGAAUUCCUCAUCCGCAUGUACCUCAAAGAUUCGCAAGUCGUUCGCCCGCCCGCAGGUGGUUGGCCGUCCAUAGUGAACGCAGACCCCGAAGUCGUGCAAUCCCUGGGCAAAACCGACGAGGUGCUGGCGCUGCUCGCCCACCUACCCUACAUCCGCUCUCCCGGCAACUGGAACGAUGACGCGGAGGCGGCCCCGGGCUGCCGGUUUGCGGAGUGGCCGCGCCUGCUCACGACCCUCAGCUCGAGCAAUGCUAUCACCGGCGAAGACAUGCGCGCCGCGACCGAGGGCUUCACGUUUGCUCGGCUGGCGCCGCCCCACGUCGUCGGCCUCACCCGUGGCGACCGCGAGAACCCCAUCAUGGUGUUGGACACGAAGCUGGGCAUCAUUCACUGGGAGGACUGUAUCUCCAGCAUUGAGCGCGCCCACUACGGAGAAUCAGUCGAUUACGAGCCGGAUGACGAUGUUCCCGAAGAGGAGGCUAAUUGGCGUUACAGCGCAAGGGCGUGGGCCAUCCCUGAUUUCUUCGAGAUCCUCAAGCAGCAGUUCAGGACGCUGGACUGGAUCCCCAUCAGUCACCACACCGUAUUGAGCGCUUCGGAUAGCGAGGGCACGGAUGAAGGGGGCAUGGUGGCCAUGGUCCAAGACAUCUAUCGCGAGCAUGGCUGGCCCGAUCUGACCGUCUAUCGCAAAGCCGCUUGCUUAGAGGCGGUGAGGAUCGCCAUGGCCGAGAGAUAUCCCAAUUCAGCCUGUGGCCGGGGAUAA